Topomyia yanbarensis is the source of this 1838-nucleotide messenger RNA. It is a transcript of the gene shams, whose product is annotated as glucoside xylosyltransferase 2. Gene Ontology annotation, biological process: protein O-linked glycosylation via N-acetylgalactosamine. The record is from RefSeq and is a predicted model, not a curated record. Gene Ontology annotation, molecular function: UDP-xylosyltransferase activity. Lineage: Eukaryota; Metazoa; Arthropoda; Insecta; Diptera; Culicidae. Bases 281 to 1405 code for a protein of 374 amino acids. The transcript has 4 exons.
AAGUCGACAUAGCUUGGAAAAGUUAAACUGUGUGGCAUGUCAUAGAAAAUAUAAGUUUCUUUACAUGUUCGCUGUAAUUAUUUCACUAAAUUAGCGGUAUUAGUUACUUAUUUGUCUAAACAGCCGUAAUCUUCCAGCAAGUGCUGAAUAGUGAAACUUUAAUUGAAGUUUUCGGAUGCUGUGCCAUACAACGAAACCAGUGUGCAAUUAUGGAUAGUGAUUAUUUGCUUUGGAGCUAAUAUAGCAACCUUUUGGAACGCCAAUAGUCGGAAGUAAAAUCAUGAAAGUUCACAGAUACUUGGCGGUGCUAGUGCUCACUUCCUUCAUUCUAAUUUGGUACUAUAUUUUGCGAGUAAACAAUGGGUUUCUUAAUGGGUUCAAUCUGGGAUCAAACUCCAGUUUCAGUGGCGUUGCUUUUGCACGAAAAAGCAAUCCACGUCCAAUGGUCAACGGUACGGAGAUAGCAAUUGUAGUGGUGGCUUGCGGGGAACGUCACAAUGAGGCAUUGAACAUGAUUAAAUCGGCGAUCAUGUUUAAUCGGAACCAAUCCCCUUUAAAAUUUGUUGUAGUGGCAGAGAAUCAAUUGAAGCAAAAUUUUAUAGAAAAGUUAACCGACUGGCAAGAAAUAAAUGACAAUAUCUUUACUUUUGAGAUACACUCGCUCACAUUUCCUAAAGCAAACAAGGACGAAUGGAAGAAGUUAUUUAAGCCAUGCGCUGCACAAAGACUGUUUUUACCGUCUUUGCUAACACACAUCGAUUCAGUAUUAUACGUGGACUCUGACACGGUAUUUCUGUCGCCGGUCGAACAGCUGUGGUCCAUGUUUCGGAAUUUUAACGCCUCGCAGUUUGCCGGAAUGGCACCGGAACACGAAGAUAAAAAUGCCGGAUGGUACAACCGUUUUGCCCGUCAUCCAUACUACGGGGACUUGGGUGUUAACUCGGGUGUAAUGUUGAUGAAUCUCACACGGAUGCGAGAUUUUAAAUGGGAACAGCACAUCAUGCCUAUCUACAAAGAGUACCGUUUGAAGUUGGUGUGGGGUGAUCAAGACAUUAUAAACAUCCUCUUCCAUCAUCAUCCGGAUCGAUUGUAUGUAUUUCCGUGUGACUGGAAUUACCGAGCCGAUCACUGCAUGUAUAUGAGCGUUUGCGAGGCACCGGAUGGGGUGAAAAUAAUACACGGGAACCGAGGUUAUUUUCACUCGCUGGUACAGCCUAUCUUCAAUUUAAUCUAUACCACGAUCGAAGAGUACGCGUUUCGAACCGACAUUCAUUCCAAUUUUAUUCGUACAAUCGAAGACUCGCUGGUGCUGCCGAGUAAUUCAAACUGUGAUAAGUUGCUGGACAAGUUUUUGCAAAACCCGAGGAAGUAUUUUAAACAGAACCAGUAUGUCGAGGAUACUUAAAAAGGCUGAUCAAUGGAAACUCGAGUGAAACAGCAUAUCGCAUAUUAGGUCGAAACAAUCGAAUAAAGUACACCCGAAAUAUAACAGGCAGUGAUUUCAUCUAUGAAACGAACGGACAAAUUGAAAAGAUUGAUUUCCGCAUUCGCAUCCGCUGAUGGCGCAAAACAGUGACAGAUGUUUUUGAAACUCGCGUUAAUUAAUAGAUUUUUUAAGCAUGGUUAGUUUACUCACGGCUGUUGUAUGCGACAGUCAAAAGUUAUUUUUCUGCUUUUGUUCUUGUCUGUUGAUUAUGUUUUCGCAAUAAUGUCAGUCGUUAUGAGAUAAGUUUCAUAGAAUGAUUUUAGUCAAAAUUUAGUAUCGUUUAAGGACUAAUACAACAUUGUAGUUUUGUAAUAUUUCAUUUGUAAAUAUAGAACUGUUUUAACCCCUUUUU